This is a messenger RNA of Epinephelus moara (kelp grouper), 5250 nucleotides long. RefSeq names its product proprotein convertase subtilisin/kexin type 5-like. Gene Ontology annotation, biological process: peptide hormone processing. Gene Ontology annotation, molecular function: serine-type endopeptidase activity. The coding region runs from base 1 to 5235 and encodes 1744 amino acids. NCBI's taxonomy places the organism in Eukaryota, Metazoa, Chordata, Actinopteri, Perciformes, Serranidae. Gene Ontology annotation, cellular component: Golgi membrane; trans-Golgi network. The record is from RefSeq and is a predicted model, not a curated record. The transcript has 35 exons.
AUGUUGCCCAAGCACUGUAAUGACGAUGUCCAUAACUGCCAGUCGGACAUGAACAUCAUGGGGGCAUGGAAGAGAGGCUACACGGGUAAAGAUGUGGUGGUCACGAUACUAGAUGACGGCAUCGAGAGGAACCACCCAGACCUCUUUCAGAACUACGACCCUCAAGCCAGCUUUGACGUCAACGGCAACGACAUGGACCCCAUGCCCCGAUACGACGCAACCAACGAGAACAAACACGGGACGCGGUGUGCGGGUGAAGUUGCUGCAGCCGCAAACAACUCCCACUGCAUUGUGGGAAUUGCCUACAAUGCCAGAAUAGGAGGUGUGCGAAUGCUGGAUGGCGAUGUAACAGAUAUGGUGGAAGCUAAGUCUUUGAGCCUCCAGCCACAGCACAUUGACAUCUACAGUGCCAGCUGGGGACCUGAUGAUGAUGGAAAGACUGUGGAUGGACCAGCGUCUCUGGCCAGGCAGGCCUUCGAGAACGGCAUCCGCAUGGGGAGGAAGGGCCGUGGCUCCAUCUUCGUGUGGGCAUCAGGCAACGGCGGGCGCAGCAGAGACCAUUGCUCCUGUGACGGCUACACCAACUCUAUCUACACCAUCUCAAUCUCCAGCACAGCCGAGAGCGGACGCAAGCCGUGGUACCUGGAGGAAUGCUCGUCCACACUGACCACCACCUACAGCAGCGGAGAGAACUACGACCGGAAAAUUAUCACAACAGACCUGAGACAUCGAUGUACAGACAGUCACACGGGGACGUCGGCCUCGGCUCCCAUGGCUGCUGCCAUUAUUGCUCUGGCCCUGGAGGCAAAUCCUCUUUUAACAUGGAGAGAUGUGCAGCACAUAAUUGUAAAGACCUCCAGAGCCGGACAUCUCAGCGCCCCUGACUGGAAGACCAAUGCUGCUGGAUACAACGUCAGCCACCUGUACGGCUUUGGAUUGAUGGACGCUGAGGCGAUGGUGAAGGAGGCGGAGCGAUGGAAGCAAGUACCUCCUCAGCACGUCUGUGUGGAGAGCGCAGACCGACAAAUAAGAACUAUCCGUCCAGAGCAUGUGGUUCGGUCGGUGUACAAAGCAACAGGAUGCACUGACAACCCCAACCACCACGUGAUCUACCUGGAGCACGUGGUCGUACGUAUCACAAUCACACACACCCGCCGUGGGGACCUGUCAAUCAAUCUGACCUCACCCUCAGGGACCAAGUCUCAGCUGCUUGCCAACAGGUUGUUUGAUCACUCCAUGGAGGGUUUUAAGAACUGGGAGUUUAUGACCACCCACUGCUGGGGAGAGAAGGCAGCAGGCGACUGGGUCCUAGAGAUCUAUGAUUCACCUUCUCAACUCCGCAGCCAGAAAGUACCCGGCAAACUGAAGGAGUGGUCACUGGUGCUGUAUGGCACCUCUGUGCACCCGUACUCGUCUCUGCGCAGCGAUAAGCCCCGCUCCACAGACAUGCUGACGCCCACCGAAGAGGAGUUCACAGAGGAGUACAACGGCCCCUGUGACCCUGAGUGCAAUGAGAAUGGCUGUGAAGGUCCUGGACCCCAUCACUGCAUCAACUGCCUCCACUAUUUCCUCAAGUUCAAGAACAACACCAGGAUGUGUGUGUCAGAGUGCCCCAGUGGCUUUUUCCGUGACGAUAGGAAGCGCUGCAAGAAGUGCUCCUCAUUGUGCGAGACCUGCGUUGGAAGUCGUAGCGACCAGUGCACCACAUGCAGGACUGGUUUUCACCUCAACGAAGGCUCCAAUACGUGUGUCGCCAACUGCGGCGACGGCUUCUACCUCGACACUGAUUCCAACAUUUGCAGGAGAUGUCCAGAGAACUGCAGGAAGUGCACCAACUCCAAUAUCUGCACAGAAUGUAAACCUGGGAUGAGUCUUCAAGGAAACAAGUGUCAAAUGACCUGUGACCCAGGAACUUAUUACAAUGGCCACAGAAGGACUUGUGAGCCUUGUCAUCGGGCAUGUGCCACCUGCGCAGGCACAGGUAUAGAGGCGUGCACAAAGUGUGCAGACGGCUACUUACUUGAGGACUGGCGGUGUGUGUCAACAUGCAGCACUGGCUACUACCUGUCAGAGCAGACCUCAGACAACGGGCAGGUUCAGAGGUCCUGUAAGAAGUGUGACCAUAGCUGCUACGAGUGCUUGGGGCCCGGUGAACAGAACUGCAGCAGCUGUGUCACUGGUUACAAUCUGGAGGCAGGAGCCUGUGUGGUCAGCACCAUCUGCAAAGAUGGACAGUACAUGAGUCAUCAUGGAAAUUGCCACCUGUGUCAUGCUACCUGUCUGCAGUGCACAGGUCCGGAGGAAGAAGACUGCACCAGCUGCUCUGAGACACGGCUCUUUGAUGAUGGGAGCUGCGUCAUCCGCUGCCAGACAGGGCGUUAUGCCAUGGGGAGGCAGUGUCAUCUCUGUCACCACACCUGCCACGAGUGCACUGAUGAGGGACCUGACAACUGCACCAGCUGUGACAGAGAUAAGUUUGGAGGCCCCAGGUACCUCUUUCAGAGUCAAUGCCGGGAUGUCUGUCCAGAGGGGUUCUUCAGCUCUUCAAGGAAACGGUGUGAGCACUGUCCUACAGACUGUAUCAUCUGCUCGUCAGCAGAACACUGCCUCCACUGCAGCCCAGGACACAAGCUCAGAAAUGGACAGUGUGUCCCGCUGGAGUGCAGUGCAGGUGAGGUUGCAGACGCCGAUAAAGAGGACUGUAUUCCCUGUGACGAGGGCUGCAAGAAAUGUGAGCGCAAGGAUUCAGGAGCUCAAGAAACUGUUUGCCUCAAAUGUGAAGAUGGUUAUUACCAGUUGGGCUCAGACUGUCAUCAGUCCUGUCCAGAUCGGACCUACAAUGUGAACGACACCAUGGUGUGUGAUCCAUGUGAAGACAAACAGUGUGAAGUCUGUGACGAGUUCCAGUGCUACUGGUGUAAAGAGGGAUUCUACGUUGACGAUGGCAAGUGUGUGGAUCACUGCAAGAAAGGUUUCUUUGUGGAUGAGGAGAGCCGAGACUGUGAGCCCUGUCACCGCGACUGUCGCACCUGCGGAGGGCCUCGAUAUGACGACUGUGAUUCCUGUGAAGACGAAUUCAUGCUGAUCAAUGGGGAGUGUGUUAAGGAUAGACAGCUUGCUCUCUGCCCUGAGACACACUUCAGAAACAGUCAGGGCGACUGUGAGUUGUGCUACUCCACUUGUAAGACUUGCUCUGGUGCAGGAAAGGAUGACUGCAACAGCUGCCACUCUGGUCGUUUUUUGACCGCUCGACAGACCUGCACGCCUCAUUGUCCACCUGGCACGUUUGCCAACAAGGCGUCCAGCCAGUGUGAAGACUGCUCAAAAGGGUGUGUCAUAUGCCAAGACACCCAGCAGUGCCAGCACUGUCGCAAUGGACUUAACCUCCAAAAUGGAGGGUGUGUGGUGGAGUGUCAGAGAGGAUUUCCUCAAGGUGGCGUGUGCCACCCAUGUGCCCCAGAGUGCAAAUCCUGCCAGGGAAAUUCCUCUCACUGUGUGAGCUGUGAGGCACAGUACCUGCUGCUGGACCACUCCUGCAGGUCACACUGUCCAGAGGGCUACUACACCUCCAAGACAGAGUGCCAUCGCUGUCCAGCUCAUUGUGAAGAGUGCAAUCAAGAUGGCCUGUGUAAGAAGUGUGCCCACUACUACUUCCUCCAUAACGACAAGUGUGUGGAUGAUUGUCCCGAUGGCUACUUUGCCAGUGAGAAGCAACAGGAGUGUGUGCGUUGCCACGCGGAUUGUGCCUCUUGUGACGGACCAGGCUUUGAUGACUGUGAUGUGUGUAGCAACCCGCAAGCUGUGCGUUACAACGGAGAGUGUCUGGCUAAGUGUCCCAGCAGCACUUACUAUGAUGCGACUACCAAUGAAUGCAGAGACUGUGACAGGUCAUGUCUGACCUGCUCAGGCCAUGAGCCCUCAUCCUGCCUUACCUGCGACACCAACAGGCGUAAAGAUGCCAGCGGUCACUGUGUGUGGUUCAGUCAGUGCCCUCUGAGCUCAUACAUGGACCAUAAUGGGGACUGCCAGCCGUGUCACAAACUCUGUCAUCGCUGUUUUGGGUCAGGCCAAGAUCACUGCCUCAGCUGCAACCCACCAUACUUCAUACUGAACAGCACAUGCAUGCAGGAGUGUCCUGUCGGUUACUAUGCAGACGACAAAGACGAACGUGCGUGUGAACGCUGCCACUUCAGCUGUAAGUCAUGUGCUGGUCGUCACAGUGUGCAGUGUGUCGACUGUAGAUCUGGAUUCUUCAAGCAGGGAAGUAGCUGCGUGGAAACCUGUUCAGAGAGUCACUUUGGUAACACCACCACCAUGGUCUGUGAGCGAUGUGACCCCUCUUGUACCAAGUGUUGGGGUCGUGGUAACAGAAACUGUCUGCUCUGUCGGGAGGGCUUCGUCUACCUGAGGCAGCAGGGACAGUGCCUUCAAAGCUGCCCUCCAGACUACUACCAAGACAGAUGGUCCAAGACCUGUCACAAGUGUCACCCCACCUGCAAAACCUGCAGUGCUGGCGGCGCUCUGUUCUGUCAAUCCUGUUAUGAAGGCUACACAUUCAUGAGAGGCAUCUGUGCAGCCCAGUGUCUUGUAGGCUUCUACGCCACUUCACAGGGCUCUGAGUCUGACAACGAUCAGCCAAACUGCCAGGCGUGUGACCCGUCCUGCUUGGACUGCCGAGGUCCUGGCAUGCAGAGUUGUACAGUGUGUCCCGCACUCCAGAUCCUGUCUGAUGAUGGCCGCUGCUUGUCCUGCUGUGGUAAUGAGACACGCCAUGAUGAUAAACCAAUACCGAGGGAGUGCUGUGACUGCGAGGCCUCACGAGAGGAGUGCGUCCUGGGUGUCAACUUUCUGAUGAGAGAGGAUUCAGAGGCCGAAGGCAACACCGCCAAACUCUUUGUCACUGCCUGUGUUGUAGUUAUCCUCUCUGUGGGCGGAGGAGUCUUCCUCUUCCUCAAUGCUCGAUCUAGAACAGUUGCAAUGGCACCUAAAAUCAAAGCAGGAGGCUAUGAGAAACUGGAUACCAAUGGAGGCGUUGCCUUACAGCCUGCUGUCUCUUCAUUUGGGGAGUACAGCGAUCGCAUUGCCGAAUGCGAGGAUGAUGAGGAAGACGAUGACGAUGAGGACAUUGUGUACAUGGGACAGGAUGGGACGGUGUAUCGGAAGUUCAAGUACGGACUCUUGGAUGAAGAUGAGAUUGAGUUGGAGUAUGAUGAUGAGAGCUACUCCUACAGAUGAAAACAAAGCACACAA